CGAGGCCUCACCAGCUCCGGCUCCUCGCCCAGGAGAAGCUAAGGGCGGUGAUCACCAUGACCGCCGAGGAAGGCAAGGCCGACGAGAUGAGCGCGGCGCCCGGCGGAGAGGGAGGCGUGGACAUCACCCCCCACAACGACGGAGGGGUCCUCAAGAUUAUCAAGAAAGAAGGAAUAGGGACAGAAUCUCCCAUGAUAGGUGAUAAAGUGACUGUUCACUAUACUGGAUGGCUUCUAGAUGGCACAAAGUUUGAUUCAAGCCGGGACAGAAAGGACAAGUUCUCAUUUGACUUUGGGAAAGGUGAAGUAAUCAAAGCCUGGGAUAUUGCUGUUGGUACUAUGAAAAUGGAGGAACUUUGUCAAAUUAUCUGCAAACCUGAAUAUGCCUAUGGCUCUGCUGGCAGCCCCCCUAAAAUACCUCCCAAUGCUACAUUAAUGUUUGAGAUAGAGCUGUUUGAGUUCAAGGGGAAAGACCUUACAGAUGAUGAAGAUGGUGGAAUAAUUCGAAGAAUCCGUAAGAAGGGAGAAGGGUACUCCAAACCCAAUGAGGGAGCCCUUGUAGAGAUUGAGGUAGAAGGUUGGCAUGGAGACACAGUGUUUGACAAACGGGAGCUGCGGUUUGAAGUAGGAGAGGGAGAAAACUAUGACCUUCCUCCAGGCUUGGACAAAGCACUGCAGAAAAUGGAGAAGUUGGAAGAAUCUGUGGUGUAUCUCAAACCCAGCUAUGGUUUUGGAAGUGCUGGGAAGCAGAAGUUUCAUAUUCCUCCAGAUGCAGAGCUACAGUAUGAAAUCAAACUCAAAAGCUUUGAAAAGGCUAAGGAGUCCUGGGAGAUGAACACAGAUGAGAAGCUGGAACAAGGCACCAUUGCAAAGGAAAAGGGCACCCAGUAUUUCAAAGAGGGGAAAUACAAACGGGCAACAUCACAGUACAAGAAGAUUGUUUCAUGGCUAGAGCAUGAAACAGGGCUCUCCGAUGUGGAGGAAGCAAAGGCCAAGAGCUUGAGACUGGCUGCCCAUCUUAACCUGGCCAUGUGCCAUCUGAAACUAAAGGAAUAUUCCCAGGUCUUGGAGAACUGCAACAAGGCCCUGGAGCUGGAUAGCAGCAAUGAGAAAGGCCUUUUCCGGCAUGGUGAGGCCUGUCUGGCUGUCAAUGACUUCGAGUUAGCAAGAGCAAAUUUCCAGAAGGUGCUACAGCUCUACCCAAGCAACAAAGCAGCUAAAACACAGCUAAUAAUCUGUCAGCAAAAGAUCCGUGAACAGCAUGAGAAAGAGAAAAAGAUGUAUGCAAACAUGUUUCAGAGACUUGCAGACAAGGAAGCAAAGCUGGAAACUGAAACAGUCCGCAAAGAAGAGACAGACUUGAAAGUCGAAAAACAGAAUGGAGUUGAAGAUAAAGCAGAAGUUGACAUAGAAGCUUGAAACUGAAAUGCUGUUCUGUUAAUUUUGUAAAACUGAAGAAUUUCCAGUGAACUAGACCUUUAUUUUUCUAUCUAAAAUGAAUGAGGGGCAUCAGCUGGGCUAUGGUGUUGCUUUGCGUCUGUCUCUGUAGGAAACAUUGCUGGCAGAACAGACCUGAGUAAUCUUAUAGACUUUAUUUAUUCAA
This is a messenger RNA of Elgaria multicarinata webbii, 1602 nucleotides long. RefSeq names its product FKBP prolyl isomerase 4 (gene FKBP4). The record is from RefSeq and is a predicted model, not a curated record. The transcript has 10 exons. Bases 57 to 1418 code for a protein of 453 amino acids. Lineage: Eukaryota; Metazoa; Chordata; Lepidosauria; Squamata; Anguidae. Gene Ontology annotation, molecular function: peptidyl-prolyl cis-trans isomerase activity; protein binding.